AGAAAAGAAGUGGAUCACAUAUUACUGAAGAAAUAAUAAAUGAUGGUUGGCACCGUGAAAUUACGGUAAAAAAAAAAUUGAUUGUUUAGGGAUAAAAUAUUGCUAAAAAACGGGCUAAGAAAAUUCUUUAUCUAAAAUGGGAAUACUGUACCUACCAAAAUCCGUUGUUUGAUUCCUGGACCAUGCACUUCAAGGAUUGUGAAAAUUUGACCGAAUGUGUAUAUACAUAUCUAGUUGAUGAAAUUUUUUUGAGGGAGGAGGUGAUUGCAAUUGAAAUAAUGAGAACUGGAUCUCAAAGACUGAGACGGUGAAACCCUAAAAACCUCAGCUUUGCUUUGCUUCACUUUAAUUAAGAUAUACCUUGUUUGACCUGAAGGUGCUGAUAUGCGAGAGGAUGUUUUGGCUGGGAAUUUGAUGUGGCAAAACUUGAUCUUUUGUUUCUAACGUACUUGAAGUGUAGAAAUAUAUUGGAAUUGACCUUGUGAAGGUGAUUUGUUGAUGAAGCCAGUGAUUGAUUGAUGAUUAUGAGGAAUUGUUAAAACAGAGAUAAAUCUUGGUGGAGGUAUCUCAGUGGCUGCGUUGACUCUGUAUAUAUACCUAGUGAUAUAUACAGACCGUGGAAUUGGAAAACAUGUACGCAAGGCGUCGUAGUGGUGGGCUGGGAAAUGGGUACAGGCCUAAUGUGAUGGGGAUGGGCGGGGUGGUAGCAGCCUCUCGAAUUUCACCUGAAGGUUCACUUAGAGGUCAUCAGAUGUAUAAUUCCGAAUAUAGAAAUUAUAAUCGCAGUGGAUAUGGACGUGGUGGCCACUCAAAGCCGUUCCAGCCACCCUUGCCACCACCUUGCGAGACUGACAUUUUUAUGGAAGCUGGUAAGCUAGCAGCUGAAUAUUUAGUUACUAAAGGGAUCCUGCCUCCAAAUGCACUUUCAGGAAAGUGGCAAAAUGUCGACUGGAAGAAUCAGAUGGAGGAUUUUAUGCAGAUUUCUAUGGACAGUCGUGGUUCAGUUCAUUCCCGUUUGGGGACAGCUGCUGCGGAUGUAGGUCCUGGCUGGAGAAGGUAUUCUGAUGAAUAUAACUUCAUGGGGUCAAGAAAUUCUAUGAGAGGAAGGAGAAGAACUGGGUCCUCCAACAAUCAUGGUUCAAACUGGAACCCAGAAUUUGUGAGGAGUGGGUCGUGGUUUGAUCGGGGUAGGACUUCACCAGGUAGGGAGGCUGACCGUGAUAUUUCUGCUGAACUUCAGGAUGAGCAAUCUGUUCAAAAAGAUAGUGAUACUGGAAUGCAGAGUUCAUCUGCUGGCGAGAUAACCCAAGAGAGUGACAAUGCAGCUGAUCUUCAAUCGAGCUUAGAGAAAUGCAAUUUACCUCAUGAUGCAGGUGCAAAACCAGGUUCUUCUAGCAAUGAGAAUGAUGUCCCAUCUAAUGAUGAUGUGGAAACACCCAUCAAAGAGUCAGAUGGUAAUUCUACUAUGUCCAAUGAAGAAGCUGAGGAGGAUAAAGAGGGGAGAAAUGAUAACGAUUUGGAGCAAAAACAUGCCGAGAAUAUGAAGGUCUCAGCUUCUUUACAGGACGGCAGUUUAGCAAGUGAGAACAACAUUGACUUGAUGAGGUACUGCAAGUUUGCAAAUGUUCCAACUAAAACUCGUUCUUCGUUGGCAAUUAGGGGUUCAAAGGUUGACGUGGAUACCAUCGCUGAGGAUGAGACCAUGAGUGAUAGCAAACUUUUCAAAGAUUCUGGGGUCCAAGUCAUAGACGUGCCUGUUGAUGGUUCUGCUCUUAAUGCUUCAUGUCAUCGAAGCCACAAACCAAACAGCCUCUCUGAUGUUCUAAAAGCUCCAUCCACGGAGGAAGAUCUAGGUGUUUCACACACUUCCAGGCAGGGGCACUGCUCAAUUCCUGGAUCUUUUCCCAAGAGAUCUAUGAUUAAUCAUCAAGAAAUAGAUGGGGAGUUUCCUGGAUAUGGAAGCAGCAACCCCAUUGUUUUGGGGAGAGGUGAAAAACGACCACUAGAUGAUGACAUUGAUUGUAGGGAGGAAACUAAAAGACCUAAGGAAUGGGCUCCUCCGUUGGAAACUCAGCCUGAAGGCUGCUUGCCCCUUUCCAACUCAAUGGAAAAUCAGCAUACUUCAGUAGAGCCAAGUUCUUCACAAAGUGAGCAUGUAACUUUGUCUACCGAUCAGCAAAGUUCUGAUAUUUCACUGUUUUCCAGAAGUCACAUAGAGUCAAGUGAGUACACAGAAGAAAAACAGUUAUUUCCUGGUUCCUUUAAGACUUGUGACCUCAAUCUUAUAGAAGCUUCUGACAUGAACGAGAAUCGUGCUCCUGAUCCUAUUCUUAUGUUUCGGUCUAUUACUGAAACUGGAAGACAAGCAGCACCUGUAGAUUUUGAUUUGUCCAUGAGUAGUAAUAAUUCCAAUGUGCAUAAUAAACAUGGUAAACGUGAAGUUGAUGAUAAAGACAUUGAAGUGAUUGAUUUGGAAGAUGAUUCCAUGCAAGAAGACAAUACUUUUACUAAUGCUGAGAGAAGGGCUGAUUCUGUAUUUAAUGUGCUGGAUAACUUUCCUGAUAACGUACAUAAUGCCACUGAGAUUCCCAACCACCAAGACGGUUAUGGACUUAUGAUAUCAGAAUUGCUUGGAAGUGAUUCUGUAACCACAGAUCUGAGUGCUCUGCACAAUGAUAUGGACCUUCAUAAUGGACAGGGGAUUCUUGGUGAUGACGAUUCAAUAUACAUGUCCUUUGGAGAAAUACCGAUAAGCUUCAUCAGGCCCUGGGAGCAGCCAACACAAGAUUAUGGGAAACCGUUUUGAGAGGUUAUGUAUCUAGCUGUUUCAUUGUCUUGUAAAAGAUGUUAUAUGUGGUCAUAGUCAUUGCAGAUCUUUAGUUGCAAUAACUUUAUUGUACCAUGUUAUGUCUGCUGUGUUUCAUCUUGCUUGUAAUGGAUUUGAGCAUAUUUUCAUUAGGAGGGUAUUGGGAAAGACAGCAAGUGCUCGCUUUUCUUUUAAUGCUUUUGCUGCACAUAUUUGUUUGAGACACAUCUGAAAAUAGUCUAUCAUAGAACAUAAAAUGUUGUACGAUUCCUUUACUUGUUGUAUGUAUUAAUUGUAUGUGCGAGUUAGAAA
Messenger RNA from Olea europaea var. sylvestris, 3118 nucleotides. RefSeq lists its product as uncharacterized. NCBI's taxonomy places the organism in Eukaryota, Viridiplantae, Streptophyta, Magnoliopsida, Lamiales, Oleaceae. Gene Ontology annotation, molecular function: protein binding. The record is from RefSeq and is a predicted model, not a curated record. Bases 632 to 2806 code for a protein of 724 amino acids. The transcript has 5 exons.